Molecule: messenger RNA, 5061 nt
Organism: Protopterus annectens (West African lungfish)
Lineage: Eukaryota; Metazoa; Chordata; Ceratodontiformes; Protopteridae
Gene: POLK
Product: DNA polymerase kappa
Exons: 14
Coding region: 1-2757 (918 amino acids)
Biological process (GO): error-prone translesion synthesis
Cellular component (GO): nucleus
Molecular function (GO): damaged DNA binding; DNA-directed DNA polymerase activity
Source: RefSeq, a predicted model, not a curated record
AUGGACAAGGGAUCACGAUUUUAUGAGAAUGAACUUAAGAAGGAUCAACAGGUGAAUCACCGAAUUGAGAAGAUGAUGCAGCAAAGAGCGCAGCUCACUGAUCAUCAGCUGAUGAAAUCAACACUGAAGGUUGACAAACUUGUAUGUGAACUGGAGAAGGGUUGUGACCUUAGCCGUACAGUGGUUCAUAUUGACAUGGAUGCCUUCUAUGCUGCAGUAGAAAUGAGAGACAACCCUGACCUUAAAGACAAACCAAUGGCUGUAGGGAGCAUGAGUAUGUUGUCUACUUCAAAUUAUCAUGCCAGAAAGUAUGGAGUUCGUGCAGCUAUGCCUGGAUUUAUUGGGAAGAAACUUUGUCCAAGUCUUAUAAUUGUGUCUCCAAAUUUUGACAAGUACCGUGCUGUAAGCAAGCAGGUUCAAGAAAUACUGCUGACAUAUGAUCCUAGCUUUCUGCCUAUGAGCCUUGAUGAAGCAUAUUUAGAUAUAACAGAACACUUAGAAGAAAGGAAAUGCUGGCCUGAAGACAAGAGAACACAUUACACAAUCCCAAACAUGUCUGCAAGAAGUGAUGUAGGGGUAGAGGAGACUGAAACUACAGAACAGCUACAGCAGAACAAGAGAGAAGAAACCUGCUCUCCAGUACUUUUUGAAGACAGUUCAUCUCCAUUGCAUCCGCAAGAAAUUAUCCAGAAUAAUGUAGUCCCACAUAAAGAAUGGACUGACCUGCCAUCACAAAAUAUAGUUGUUUUUGGAGUUUCUGCAGAGGAAGCUGUCCGUGAAAUUCGCUUCUUGAUAGAAAAGAAGACCACGCUCACUGCUAGUGCAGGUAUUGCACCUAACAUGAUGUUGGCAAAAGUCUGCAGUGAUAAGAAUAAGCCUAAUGGCCAGUAUAGAAUUCCACCUGAUAGGGAAGCAGUGAUGAAUUUCAUCAGAGAUUUGCCUAUUAGAAAGGUUCCAGGUAUAGGAAAAGUCACAGAGAAAAUGCUGAAAUCCCUUGGCAUUACCACUUGCAGAGAGCUGUUCCAGCAGAGAGCUUUGCUUUCUCUCUUGUUCAGUGAAACUUCAUGGCUUCACUUCUUGAAUAUCUCUCUUGGUCUGAGCUCAACACGCCUUGAAAGGGACAGUGAAAGGAAGAGCAUGAGCACUGAGAGAACAUUUUCUGAAGUAAGUGAGCCGGAAGAACAAUAUAGCUUGUGUCAAGAGCUUUGUAGAGACCUGGCGCAGGAUUUGCAAAAGGAAGGACUCGAGGGCAGAACAGUGACUAUAAAGUUGAAGAAUGUCAACUUUGAGGUGAAAACAAGAGCUUCCACGGUAUUAUCUGCUGUCUCAACUGAAGAGGAAAUAUUUGCUGUUGCUAAGGAAUUACUGAAGACAGAGAUUGAUAACCUGUUUCCGCAGCCCCUGAGGCUGAGGCUUAUGGGUGUGAGAGUAUCUAGUUUUCUGAAUGAAGAAACAAAGAAGUUUCACCAAAUCAGCAUUAUAAAUUUUUUCCAUAAUGGAAAACAGGAAGCUGCUUCUUGCACUCCUGCUUUAGAAAGCCAGAAACCCAUAGUGUCAAAAACAGCAGAAAACUCUUCCAGGGAAAGUUUCUUCAACCAGAAGAGAGCAGCCAGAGAAAAAAGAAUUGUCUCAACUUUUUCUGAAAUGGUUACUGCAAGUAAACAGAAGCCAGAGCAGCAGUCUUCAUCUUUGUUCCCAGACAUUCCUAAGAAUGAGAGGAUUGCAGAAGCAAUGGGAGAAACGCAGAGUAAGCAGUAUUUUGACAUCCCGCAGGGAUUCAUUUGUCCAGUCUGUUUUACAAAGCAAAAAACAGACCAUCUGGGAGUUUUUAACCAGCAUAUUGACAAAUGCCUUGGUAACUCUACUUCCAAAGGCCAGACUGAAUUGCAAGAGUCACAGAAAACAGAGUUGAAACUCAAUAUCAGAGAAACUGAAGCAGAAAGUAGGAGCUGUACCAACUCAUUUAUGGACACAAAUGGAUGUUAUACUGCUCAUAUAAAACAGGGUGCUGAACUGGAUUGCAUUGAACAAGAGGAAGAUGUCCUGACAGAGUCGGUUGUUAAUGUUACUUGUCAGGUCUCAGAAAAGGCAAGUAAUAAAAUAGGUGCAACCACCCUUCACAAAAGCAUGGAGGUUAAUUCAUUAAAUACACAUAUUGACUUUUGGAAACAACCUGCAAGCGUGGAUUCUUCUGUUUUAUCUGACGUUCAUUCAGCUGAGUAUCACAGCACUAGAAAAGGCACAGUUAAUGAUAUAAACAAUACCAAUGCAUUCAGGACAGCUGCAAAUAUUUCUGUGUGUUCAGUUAAUGAGGAAGUUCCAUUGGAAGAUGUCCACCAUCAGAAUUCUAAAACUGAAAAGACAUUAUCAGAAGAGAUUAGCUGUAGUAUAAAUGAAAGGGACAGCAAAAUACAGUAUUUUGGAAGCAAAGCAAAAUCAGACUGCUCUACCACUAGUAAGGGUACAGCUUUUGUGUGCCCUGUCUGCAACAUGAAACAAAACACAUGCGACUUGGCAUUGUUUAACAGACAUGUGGAUAUUUGUUUAAACCGAGAUGUUAUACAUACAUUGACAGAUAAGAGAGUAUCUGCAGGAAGUUCAGGGAUGACAACAAACAAGCUCCAAAAAGCAAGUUCUGUGGCAAGGAAUAAAAGAUGUGGACCUACAGCACAGCUGCCAUUAUCUAAGAAAAACAGAACCAACACAACUGAUAAAAAGCACAGACACACAAACACAAUUGAUAAGUUUUUCAAAUAACUUCUGAAGUAGAACCCUGCUGCAGCACACCCAAGAAUAGUUUUAGAAGACUGAAAUGCAAGUUUGUAGGAAGAUGGUCUUGUUCAUAUUUGCACAUUUGUAACAAAUGGUUCAUAAUCUGCUACUUUGCUAGUAAGUGAAGGAACUAAACUUAAACAUUUUUAGGGCCAGAGUUGCAUUAAGAUUGAUGCUGAAUGUUUAAUGGACACCAAAUCAAGGCUCUUCCCUACAAUAUAGAAAAACUUAUUUUUAUUUAAAUGCACAUGUUAAUUCAAAUUAAUUGCACUAUAUAAAAUAGUGUGGCUUUAAUGUCUAAUUUAUGUAAUUUGUAACCAAGAAACCCACAUUCAGAUGCCAUUUGAGAAAACUCUCUUUUGUGGCCUUCAGUUGCUUUCUUUUGCGUUUCUGCCAUGAAAAGAGUAAUAGCAGGUGUCCGUUUAAGUUGCUUUGUGAUAGCUGGAAUAUCGUUGAGAGAGAGAAGAUGAACACCUUGUAUGACUCAUAAACUACUCGUGUUACAUUUUUUUAUUUUAAUGCAACCUUUUCUUUCACAGAACAAGCACUGACAUUUUGGCGGAGUAUUAGAAAAGCUUAGUCACUUCUCUCUUAGGAAUGUAACAGGCAGACAAUAAUAUUGGGUAACUUGAAACAUCUGGGUUCUCAGACAUUCCUUCCUGCCUUGGUCAGUAAUGUAGUGUAGGGCAGUCUUGACUGUGUGGCUCCUGUUGUGUGUGUAUUCUGGCCAGGCAGGUCUGUCUAGUACUUAAGACAGCAAAAGGUGUGUUUGUGUGUAUAUUUUACAGUAGAAACAUUUAUGGUAUUACUGGUUUGAAACCUUUUACAUUUUUAAUAGCUUACAGUUUAGGAUUGUAUUAAUAUUUGGGAAACAUUUUCCCAUAACUUAGAGAACCACACUUACAGACAGACCCACAGAAGCUUGCAACAACACAGAGUUAGUAUGGAUGUGAGGUGUGGAGCAACUAGAUAGUCUCAUAAAAGUUUAGAUGAAAGACUUAAGUUUAAGAAGCAAUGUGUUAGGAUCCUAGGUACAAGCAACACAGCCAAAGUUUAACUCAUAAAAAGUCAGUCUGUUUAGACAAUUUGUUAUGAUGAAAUCUUUAUCAUGAUUCAAUGCAAUGUUGCUAAAAUAUCCACUGCUCAUGUAAGAUGGCCUUUUUCCACAUGUUACCAGCCCUCCUGGCUGGCCAUCUGCCAGACUCACAUUGCCAGUGUUAUAUUCAGGCAUCCUGCCCAUCACAUCACAGGGUUGGGUGGGUGGCCUAAUGGUUAAGGUGUUUGCCUUAUAAACACAAAGUGCAGGGUUUGAGUCUCACAAGGGAUAACUGGCUAGGCUUAAAAUGGCUCGUAAGGGCAGUUAGCUUAGUAUGAACGUAUGAUCAGCAGGCUAUCUUUUGUUGGUGUACUUUAUGCGUGUGCUACAUAAUUUACCAAGCACUUCUGACAUGUGCACUACUAUGAACGUGUGUCAUUACACCAUAGGAAUUGUUCAUAAUGUUAUAUUUCUAACUUCUUGUUUAUAUAAAGAUGAUAAUGCAGAAACAUGGAUGGAGAGCCACUUUUCAGUGUGUGCUUGAAAUGUAAAUUUGUCAGUGUUAGGAAACUUGUACCUUUGAAGACAGCAUGAGUUGGUCAUGUUUCAUGCACAGCUCAUGCUAAUGGACUUCUAGUAGAACCAUUUAAAUCUAAUACAUUUUUAGUUUAGAGUUUGCAAGCACAAAACAAGGUCAGGGAAGCACAAAUCAAUACAACCAAGUUAACUGCAUUUGCUAGCAGUUUUCUUUUUCUAUUGACUUGGGCCUUUGUAUAACCAUGGUGCUCAACUUGAUAUUUUGUAUUUGUUGUCGAUUAAGGCUGCAUAACACAAGAGUAGGACUUUAGGUAAAAAAAUUAAUUUGUAGGAAUGUGAGAAUCAAAGGUACCAUUAUCAUGCAUUAGAUCUGAUAUUUUGUUGUAACAAAAAUAAGCCAAAACAAAAACAGUAGCAAUAAUAAUGAUAAUAAUAAGUUCAUUACAUAGGGAAUCUAAAAUGUAAAACUUCUGCUUUCCAGAAUUUAUGUCCAGAAGUUAGCAACAUUUUAUUAUGAAGGUUGUAUUUUAAUUUUACUGGUCAGUAAUAUAUUCAUGAAAACUUUGUAAUUUUAAGUAAAUGUAUAAUGUACAGCACUUAAAAUAUAGCACAUUAAUAUAUAUGCAAAAUUAAUAUAUACCUUUUUAUUUACCAUGCAUUUUUCAAAUGCACAUUUUAAAAUCAGUAAUGUGUUUCUAAUAAAAUUGGUUUCAUAA